This is a messenger RNA of Fusarium venenatum, 984 nucleotides long. RefSeq lists its product as uncharacterized. The record is from RefSeq and is a predicted model, not a curated record. Lineage: Eukaryota; Fungi; Ascomycota; Sordariomycetes; Hypocreales; Nectriaceae.
AUGCAUCUCGAUCACAAACUGCCAUGGAAGACUAUCGCUUCUCAUUUUACCUUGGCAAGAGCUGAAUCAAGUGCCAACUACAACCUGAUAGCUCUCGGAUUGCCUUCACAAGAUGCAGCUCUUGGACACUUCAGCCGAGUCUUGAUUGCGACCAUCGAGGAGUUCUCCAAUACGGAAACCUCCAAGGUUAACACCGACCAAGUUAACGGGAAAUUAUUCUCAGACGAUGUACUCAACUUUCCAGAGCACCAUUUCGGCCUAGGCCCGCACGAUACGAACUCGGCGUUAAACAAUCCGUUACAUGCAAAACACCAGGACUUGGACUAUUGGAAAGAACGGGCCUCUACCUCAGAUUAUGGCGCAAGCUAUUGCACCGCAGAUGGCGACUUGGCCGAUGCAGCCAAAAUGCUGGUUAUUACUGCUGCCGUCAGCGACAAUCAAACCAUUCGUCGCGAGGCCUUAUCCGCUCUUUGCCAACUCUCAGCACAUGUUCCCAUGUCCGACUUGCGAGGUUUGACUUGGGGUCAUGGUUUCGGACUAAGUCUUGUCGCUUCUGAAGCAUUAAAGUUGUAUGUGCUAUUAAACUUGAUAGAAGCAGUUCAGUCUCGUGGUGCACAGCAGGUCUCACUACUGAGAGUCAAGAUACUGCUAUGUGCUCUGGGCAAUUAUUCACUCCAAAACUAUGACUAUCCUGCGCAAAAUAUUCCGCAUCGCGCUUUCUGGCAUUCUUUAGGGAUUACGGAGUCUUGGGCCGAUCGACAGGCAGAUGGGAUUAUUGAAAGUGAAGAACCAGUUGUGGACCCCCUGGGGCUUGGGGAUGACGAAGUCCAUCAAAAAGCAAGGAUUGAUCUUAAAAAGUAUUUGAAGGAUUGUUUUGCAAUCUUGUACGUCUAUGACGUGUUUCUAAAACAGGUUGCAAAUGAAGAGCAGCGUAGGGAAUUUUGGCUUUAUGAGAUCAAUUUGUGUUUUUGGUCUAGCAUGUAG